This is a messenger RNA of Stegastes partitus (bicolor damselfish), 1703 nucleotides long. RefSeq names its product SPT7 like, STAGA complex subunit gamma (gene supt7l). Gene Ontology annotation, molecular function: transcription coactivator activity; protein heterodimerization activity. NCBI's taxonomy places the organism in Eukaryota, Metazoa, Chordata, Actinopteri, Pomacentridae. The transcript has 5 exons. The record is from RefSeq and is a predicted model, not a curated record. Bases 88 to 1392 code for a protein of 434 amino acids. Gene Ontology annotation, cellular component: SAGA complex.
CAAAACUGCAGAGGCUCCAGUUGUUGUUAGACAUUUCGUCCAGCACUUGCCUCAGUUAAAGAUCCAGCUCGACUUUGAUCAGCCACUAUGAUGCGUUACUGGGGUGAGAUCCCUGGACCUGCAGGGGCUCCUCCCAGUCGCAGCUCAUUUGACUUGCUCCAACGUGAGUUUCGCUCUGUGGAGAUGCAGGACCCUCCGCUGCACCAGCCCUCGGCCCAGCGUCCGCGGCCCACCACGAUGCUGGACAUCCCCUCAGAGCCGUGCAGCCUCACCAUCCACACGGUGCAGCUGUGCCAGCAUGCCCGUCGCCUUCGAGGGCUUUUGGCAGCGGCCCAGGCCCAGGCUCAGGGUCAGAGCUCAGCGUCCUCUGAGGGUGGCAGCAGGCUGGAGGAGGCUGAUACCAACCUGCCCCUUCGUCCUCCCACCCCACCUGUCAUGCCAGAUGAUCUGCUUCCCGUGGACAGCAAAGCUCCCAGGCAGCCCUUUCAGCUCCGCCACAGUGACCCUGAAAGUGACUUCUAUAAGGGUAAAGGGGAACCUGUCACAGAGCUGAGUUGGCCCUCCUGCCGGCAGCUCCUUUAUCAGUCAGUCGCCACCGUCCUGGCCCAUGCCGGCUUCGAGUCUGCUCAGGAGAGUGUGCUGGAGACCCUGACUGACCUGGUCCAUGAGCAUUACCUGCGUCUCACCCGCCUGCUGCGGGUGGCGGUGGACCGGGAGGCUCGGCUGGGAGCCAGUCCCUUCCCAGAUGUGGUGGAGCAAGUGUUCCAUGAGGUGGGCAUCGGCAGCGUACUUGCCCUGCAACGCUUUUGGCAAGUGAGGAUCAAAGACUACCACAGCUACAUGUUGCAGGUCAGUAAGGAUCUGUCGGAGGAAUAUGAGCGACUGGUGAAUCCAGAGAAAGCGCUGGAGGACUCCAAGCCCCCGAGGAUCAAGGAGGAGCCCAUGAGUGACAUCUCCUUCCCUGUUAGCGAGGAGCCGGAGGCCGACCUGGCCUCUGGCGACCAGGCUUUGCCUAUGGGGGUCCUCGGGGCCCAUGCUGAGAGGCUGGCUUCAGGACUGGAUGGUGACCAUUCUCCUCAUGCCUCAGGAGGAGGCGGCGCCAACAACUCCCCUCUGUGGCCUCAGGUGAAAAUGGAACCCCAGGAUGGCGACGAGGGCCAGGGAGCCGGCCACCACCACCACCAUCACCACCACCACCACGGCGUCCUGGGCGGAGACGUGUUCGAGGAAGGGGGGCCCAUGUCCACCAUGAGCGAGUCCGGAGGAGCCAUGGCGCCCUCACCGGGAGGGGCGGCGUCUGAAGCCAGCUACGCCUCACAUUCACCCGACUCCCUGAUGGGGACCUCGCCCGUCUUCAACCAGAGACCCAAGAAAAGGGCAAAGAAGAUGUGACGCUGCGUUUGUGGACGCAAGAAGCUCGGAGGAACUGACUCUGAACCCAGCAGCAGGUCUUCCACAUUAGUUAUCAUUUAAUUAAAAAAACACACAAGGUUCUGAGCUUGUGGUAAAACAGCUGUAAAGUGUUAACUGACAUUCAACGCUAAUGUCAUGAGAGAACUGAACUGAAGGGGGGGAGGGAGGUAUUUUGUAGUUUUUCAUGUUGUGUAUGUUUGUUUCUAUGAGUAUAGUUUCUCUUAAAUAUCUGUUAUUUGCUACUAAAUAUAUUAUAGGCGUCAAGAGAAUAAACAUCUUCUGAAGCACCA